AUGGCGGAGAUCCGCUCCAAGGUGCGUUGCUCGAGAGGCCUUCUCAACUUUUCCCUCGGGUGCUGGCGUCGAAUCCGCGAGCUGGGAGGUGCUGCUGCGCCGUCAGGUUUUCUCGAUCGAGUCGGGCGCAGUCACCUGAAAGCGAGCGGGGUUGGACGCAGAAACCUGCAAUUUCCGGCCCCAAUUCGGGGAACCUCUACGAGCUUCUUGGUAAUGCUCGCCCUUCCCUCCCUACCUGCCUCCCCACCUGAGUUUACCCUGUUCUGCAAUACCCAUCGUGUCUUUCCUUCUCUUGACUUCGUUCGCAUUUUGCGGAUUCGCCUACACCCCGCUUCUGGAAAAAGGACAGCAUUUCUAACAUCGUGCGUGCUUUUUUCGCGCUGCGCGGCUACAGGCAAUGACCCUGAACUCGACCCCAACAGAGCUCCCGAGCCUCCCACGAAGGCUGUAGACAGGCCCGCUCCUCGCGUUGGCAAGCGUGAUGCUCCCAAGGAGGUCCCCAGCCAGCCCCGUGAGAACAACACCCCUCGCCGUGGUGGCCGUGCCACUGGCAACGAGGCCGCUUUCCGUGACCGCAACGCUGGCAGAUCCAACAACCGUGAGAAGCCCACCGAGGAUGGCAAGGACGCCCAACGGCGUGGAUUCCGCGCUCGCGAAGACCGUGGUGAGCGUGUCCGCCACGACCGCCAGUCUCGCACCGGCCAGACCGACACCCGCAAGCAGGUGAACCAGGGCUGGGGUAACCAGAGCGGCGAGAAGACCCUUGACGAUGAGAAGGCCGGCGAGAACAUUGCUCACAACGAGGAGAGCGAGCCCCAGACUCCCGCCGAGCCCGAGGAGCCCGCCGACAAGUCCAAGUCCUACAACGACUACUUGGCCGAGAAGGCCGCCCAGGGUGACCUGAGCGCCAAGCCCGUCCGUGCCGCCAACGAGGGUAGCAAGCUCGACAAGAAGUGGGCUGCCGCCAAGGAGCUCAAGCGUACCGAGGAGGACGAGUACUUCAAGGGCAAGGAGGACAAGUCCAAGCGCGAGAAGCAGCGCAAGGAGAAGAACGUCCUCGAGGUCGACAUGCGCUUCGUUGAGGCUCCCCGUGGCGGUGCCAGCGGUCCCCGUGGCCGUGGUGGCCGUGGUGGUCGCGGUGCCCGCGGCGGCCGUGGCGCCGGUCCCCGUACUGAGCGCCCCACCGGCGCUGCCCCCGCCUCCGUCUCCGUCGACGAGAAGAACUUCCCGAGCCUCGGCGGUAAAUAAGUGCAUCCAUGCCCUUCGCAUGAGCCAUCUUCUCCCUUUACUCCCUAGCACUAGGUAGUCGAAUCCAGGGAUCGAUGACAUGGAACGAAAAUGAAAGAGGAUCUGAACAAGCGCUCCGGAAAAGGGAAAGAGGGAAAAGGACGUAACAAAAAGAGACAGUCAGAAAAAAAAAUCCAAAGGUUAUGUGCAAAUGGCCUCCCACGCAAGCUAACUUAUGGUACGUACGGUAUGGAUGAUGAUGCCAGUGAACUCUUUUUUCUUAACCAACCUUUUUUUUU
Molecule: messenger RNA, 1526 nt
Organism: Aspergillus sclerotioniger CBS 115572
Lineage: Eukaryota; Fungi; Ascomycota; Eurotiomycetes; Eurotiales; Aspergillaceae
Gene: stm1
Product: putative telomere and ribosome associated protein Stm1
Exons: 4
Coding region: 1-1248 (415 amino acids)
Cellular component (GO): cytoplasm; nucleus
Molecular function (GO): RNA binding
Source: RefSeq, a predicted model, not a curated record